Molecule: messenger RNA, 971 nt
Organism: Olea europaea var. sylvestris
Lineage: Eukaryota; Viridiplantae; Streptophyta; Magnoliopsida; Lamiales; Oleaceae
Product: 40S ribosomal protein S7-like
Exons: 6
Coding region: 150-725 (191 amino acids)
Biological process (GO): ribosomal small subunit biogenesis; translation; rRNA processing
Cellular component (GO): cytosolic small ribosomal subunit; ribosome; 90S preribosome
Molecular function (GO): structural constituent of ribosome
Source: RefSeq, a predicted model, not a curated record
UAUCUUAGGCGUUUGAAAGUAGGGUUUUCAUUGUAUCUCUUCUCCUCCCACCUUUUAAACCCUCGUAUGCACUAGCGACCGACUUUAGACCUUCUUACAGAGCUGAAGCUAGGGAGCCCGUUAAUUCUCUCUACUGAGCUUUUUCCAAGAUGUACACUGCAUUGCAAAAGAUUCACAAGGACAAGGAUGCUGAGCCCACUGAGUUUGAGGAAUCUGUUGCUCAGGCUCUGUUCGACUUGGAAAGUACAAAUCAAGAGAUUAAGAGUGACUUGAAAGAUCUCUACAUCAACUCUGCCAUGCAAAUUGAUGUUUCUGGAAACAAGAAGGCUGUUGUGAUCCAUGUUCCUUAUCGUCUUAGGAAAGCUUUUCGCAAGAUUCAUCCUAGACUAGUGAGAGAGCUUGAGAAGAAGUUCAGUGGGAAGGAAGUCGUUCUCAUUGCUACCCGAAGAAUAUUGCGGCCACCAAAGAAGGGUUCUGCCGCUCAGAGGCCUCGGACCCGUACACUUACAGCUGUCCAUGAGGCUAUGCUUGAGGAUAUAGUUUAUCCUGCUGAAAUUGUUGGAAAGCGUGUUAGAUACAGGCUCGAUGGAUCAAAGAUAAUGAAGGUUUACUUGGAUCCCAAAGCAAAGAAUGACACUGAAACUAAGCUGGAGACGUUUGCUGGAGUCUACAGAAAGCUUUCAGGGAGAGAUGUUGUCUUCGAAUUUCCGAUCACUGAGGCCUGAAAGUCUGAGCUUUCUUGCAGUGCUUAUUUAUUAAAAUCGCUAUAUUUUUGCAUUUAGUAUGUGAAUUUUGAUGUUUUGACAUGCAAUUAAUUAUUCAAGAGUUGCUUCGAUUUCCGUGCGGUCAUUUGGUUGUAGAAAAACAAGUGUUCUGUUGAAGUUACAUCUGUUGCAAAAUCUUCAAAAAUCAAGUUUUAGUGAUCUCGACUAGACAGUUAGUUCUAUACAUGGCUAUGUAUUGGCAUGCUU